This is a messenger RNA of Cetraspora pellucida, 1098 nucleotides long. The record is from the annotation of a GenBank genome assembly. Lineage: Eukaryota; Fungi; Glomeromycota; Glomeromycetes; Diversisporales; Gigasporaceae.
AUGAGCAAAACCCCAACACUUUCAAAUGAACUAACAUUAUAUCCUUUUACUUUCUUACCAUUUUAUGAAUAUGAAAUAUCUCCCAAUGCUGCCCCUCAAAAAGCAGCAUAUGAAAAAAUUAAAGUUGCAAAAGCAAAAAUUAUUGAAUUUAAAUCCUUGUUUAAUUUAGCUAUGGAUGUGAGUAUUCAACAUGAUCUUUCUGUUCGAAUACAAGAAAACAAAGAUGUUAUCAAUGAAUGCUCAAAAAAAGUUGAUGCACUUAAACAAUAUACAAAUAAUCAAGCCCGGAUGGAUGGUCCUAGAAGACCAUCAAUGCUUGCACAAAAUUCAGAUCUUCUUGAAAAUAUUCAUGAUUGUGUUGAAUUUAGUGAGGCUGACCAAAAACAUAGAAAAUCUAUAAUUAAAGUUAGAACUAUUAUCCAUUUAAAGAAAGCAUUUAAGGAAAAAUAUAAACUUUAUAUAAGCAAACAAACUUUGUUAACUUAUCUUUGGCCAAAGCAUUCUAACACUUUUUCAGCAAAGUGGCAUCAUCAUCCUGCAAUGGUCCAAAUUUGGUCAGUAUCACAAAAUAAAAAAUCUGAUCAUUCUGAUAGCCAUUAUUGCCUUGCUUCAGUAAAGGGUGCUCGAACUUUUGUUUCAUCAUUUUCUGAUUAUUCUAUAAUCAUUUCUCAAGAUGAUAAAGCAAAAGUUCCCUUGAGGAUUUUGGCUCUUAUACCUUCUGUAUAUCUUUUAAUUAACCCAAAAGAUACAAAUGAUAAUUUUCACUUAGGGCAUCUUUCAAUUUAUAUUUGGCCUGAAUAUUUUGUGAGUACGACUGCAGCAACUCAUAUAGCUAACUUGAUUUUAAUCAUAAAUUCUAAAGAAUAUAAUGAAUUUAUCUAUACAGAAGACAAAGUUAAACCAUUGUGGAUUUUGUUAAUGGAUGGCAGAUCAGACGAAAAUCCAAAACAUUUAAAAAAUAUUAUUGAAUAUUCUGGUAUUGUGUUACCUAUAGAUCAUUUUGGUGCUCAUCUCAACUCACAAGGAAAAGUAAUUGAUGAAGAAUUAGUAAUAAAAAAUUUUCAUUUUUCAGGAGAAAAACUUUGUGAUAUUUGGUGA